CGGCUGUUCCGCCUCCGAGCAGCCACGCUGGGCUUUCCUCCGCUGCGGGAGCGGGCGCUCCAGUGCCCCAGGGCGGCCAUGGGCUCCCCUCACUGGUGGGAUCAGCUGCGGGCUGGCAGCUCGGAAGUGGACUGGUGCGAGGACAACUACACCAUCGUGCCGGCCAUCGCCGAGUUCUACAACACGAUCAGCAACGUCUUGUUUUUCAUUUUACCUCCCAUCUGUAUGUGCUUGUUUCGUCAAUAUGCAACGUGUUUCAACAGCGGCAUCUACUUGAUAUGGACUCUCUUAGUUGUAGUGGGAAUUGGAUCUGUCUACUUCCAUGCAACCCUUAGUUUCUUGGGUCAGAUGCUUGAUGAGCUUGCAAUCCUCUGGGUUCUGAUGUGUGCUCUGGCCAUGUGGUUCCCCAGAAGGUAUCUACCAAAGAUCUUUCGGAAUGACAGGGGCCGGUUCAAGGCAGUGGUCUGUGUCCUGUCUGCAAUUACAACAUGCCUGGCAUUUGUCAAGCCCGCCAUCAACAAUAUAUCUCUGAUGACCCUGGGGGUUCCCUGCACUGCACUGCUCAUCGCAGAACUGAAGAGGUGUGACAAUAUCCGCGUGUUUAAGCUGGGCCUCUUCUCAGGCCUCUGGUGGAUGCUUGCCCUGUGCUGCUGGAUCAGUGACAGAGCCUUCUGUGAGCUGUUGUCGUCCUUUCACUUUCCCUACCUGCACUGCGUGUGGCACAUCCUCAUCUGCCUCGCUGCAUACCUGGGCUGUGUGUGCUUUGCCUAUUUUGAUGCUGCCUCAGAGAUUCCUGAGCAAGGCCCAGUGAUCAAGUUCUGGCCCAGUGAGAAAUGGGCCUUCAUCGGUGUUCCCUAUGUGUCUCUCCUGUGCGCCCACAAGAAGUCACCAGUCAAGAUCACUUGAUGGCAAGACAGAGCUGCUGGCUUCUCUGCUCAUUUUCCUUCAUGCACUGGGCUUCAUUUGCUAGCAAAGGCAGUCAAGGGAUUUCAGGAGUUGGUGUUGGGUGUGUCUUUUCAAAUAUUCUGUUCCCUUGUGUGUCUGUGGACUGCCAGGGUUCCACUGUGCCGGGAGAAGUGUGUGAAAGUAGAUGGUUGGGGACAUGAGAUGUACCUUUCUCAGCAUCGCUGGCAGGUGUAGCAGCUUGCUGGGCUACCUCUUCUGUGGCUGGGGUAGAAUAGUCUCUGGGGGCUUCUGAGCAGCCUAUUGGCCUCUUCCUGGAGAAGGUUGGCCCACUCCAGGCCUCAUCAUUCCCACGCUCUUUCGAAGUGGAUGCUACUGUGAUAGAUAACACCCUCCAGUUCACUACUGGAAGGUGCCAGACACUUUCAUUUGGGGAAAUACUCCUUCAACCAAACCAAACCAAACCUCCACAGGACUGUGGCUCAGGAGGCUAGUUUUCACUUGCACCUCACCCUGAGCCAGGCUUUCUCUACAUUUGUGAAUCUUUUUUACUACUACCUACCUCUGCUGAGAGCUGGAGGCUUAAUGUCACAGUGGGAGAAGCUAAUAUGCAAAACCU
Messenger RNA from Perognathus longimembris pacificus (Pacific pocket mouse), 1522 nucleotides. RefSeq names its product alkaline ceramidase 2 (gene Acer2). The transcript is spliced from 6 exons. The record is from RefSeq and is a predicted model, not a curated record. NCBI's taxonomy places the organism in Eukaryota, Metazoa, Chordata, Mammalia, Rodentia, Heteromyidae. Gene Ontology annotation, molecular function: hydrolase activity, acting on carbon-nitrogen (but not peptide) bonds, in linear amides. The coding region runs from base 79 to 906 and encodes 275 amino acids. Gene Ontology annotation, biological process: ceramide metabolic process. Gene Ontology annotation, cellular component: membrane.